Cotesia congregata is the source of this 1415-nucleotide messenger RNA. The record is from the annotation of a GenBank genome assembly. NCBI's taxonomy places the organism in Eukaryota, Metazoa, Arthropoda, Insecta, Hymenoptera, Braconidae.
AUGAAUACCAAAAAAAUUUUAAGGUUAUAUUCAACCCGAAAGUUAAUCCUGAGAAAUGAAAGAUUUUAUUCCAACAGAAACAUCCUUGCUCUCAAUGACAGGGGAAUGUAUCAAGACUUGUUCCCAGCAACGAGCGCACCGGAAAUUAAAAAUCUCUUAAUGAGAGAACCGCAGUGUGUUUACUCAGGAUUUGAUCCCACAGCAGACAGUCUUCAUGUAGGUAAUUUGUUGGUUUUGAUGAACUUACUUCACUGGCAGCGAGCUGGUCAUCAAACCAUAGCCGUACUGGGUGGAGCAACGGGGCUAAUUGGAGACCCGAGUCAUCGAGCGUCAGAAAGAGAUGAAAUAAAUUCAAAAAUUCUGGCAGAAAAUGUAGAAUCGAUUAAAAAAAAUAUUCAAACGAUAUUUAAAAACCAUGAACAAUAUUUCUGCAAAGAUUUUUGUAAUCCUGUGAAGCCUGUUAUUUUAUUAAAUAAUUUAGACUGGUACAAAAAAGUAAAUCUCAUUGACUUUAUCCGUGGGAUUGGAAAGUAUUUUAGGAUGGGUACAAUGAUGGGAAGGACGUCAGUCCAAGAAAGAUUGAAUUCUGAGAUUGGAAUGAGCUUCACUGAAUUUUCGUACGCUUUAUUUCAAGCAUAUGACUGGCUGGUUUUGUUUGAUAAGUACAAGUGUUAUUUCCAAGUCGGUGGUAAUGAUCAAAUGGGCAAUAUUAUGUCAGGACACGAUUUGAUUAGUAAAGCAACUAAGAAAACUGUUUUCGGACUUACAAUGCCGCUAAUUACGGCUGAAGGUGGUAAAAAGUUUGGCAAAUCUUUGGGUAAUGCUGUCUGGUUAUCCAAAGAAAAGUCUUCUCCCUUUACAUUCUAUCAAUUUUUUAUAAGAACUACUGACGCAGAUGUGGAAAAAUACUUAAAAUUAUUUACCUUUUUACCAAUGUCAGAGAUUAAUAGUAUAAUGGAUAGUCACAGAAAAUUACCCAAUAAAAGAGACGCGCAGAGAAUUUUAGCGGAACAAGUAACGCUUUUAGUUCAUGGACAAAAAGGUCUAGAUGAAGCCGUACGUGCGUCUUUAAUUUUAUACGACACUUCAAUAGAAGCUUUAUCUAAAUUAAACGUAGACGAUCUUAUGAAUGCGUUUGUCGGUGCCAAAAUAAGUGAAUUAUAUCAUGAACAAGGUCUCACGAGCUACGGACUCGCUAUGAAGAUAAAAUGUUUUAAAUCAGAACAUGAUGCAUCGAGAAUUAUUCCAGCAGGAGGUUUUUAUAUUAAUCAUAGUAAAGUUACAAAUAUUAAUGAAGUUAUAACACCUGGAAUACAUAUUUUGCCAAACAAUUUAACUCUUGUGAGAGUUGGCAAAAAAAGUUACCAUGUGGUAAAAUGGUUAUCGUAAUAUGUAAAUAUAUUUUUAAAAUAAAU